AGCGAUCCAAGUCCAAGAUUUACCAGAGAGUUGAAUAAAAACCUAGAGAGUGAAGUGUUGAACACCCAAGGCACCGAUGAAGCUCGCAGGACUCAAAUCAAUCGACGACGCUCACGACGAGUCGGUAUGGGCCAUCACCUGGGUUCCGGCGACCGAAGCCCGACCCGCUUUGUUGUUAACCGGGUCACUCGACGAGACCGUUCGGCUAUGGCAACCGGACGAGCUGGUGAACCGGGGAAAGAUGACCGGACACUGCCUCGGCGUGGCUUCCGUGGCGGCUCACCCCUUGGGCUUCAUCGCCGCCUCUGCUUCGCUUGAUAGCUUCGUUAGGAUCUUCGACGUUGACUCCAACACCACCAUCGCCAGUUUCGAGGCGCCGCCCUCCGAAGUCUGGCAAUUACGCUUCAAUCCCCAGGGUACCAUGCUAGCCGCGGCCGGUGGUGGCAGUGCCUCAGUAAAGGUCUGGGACACCAGCACGUGGAACCUGGUUGCCACAUUGUCGAUUCCUCGCCCAGAAGGAACCAAGCCUGCUGACAAAAGCAGCAGCAAGAAGUUUGUGCUAUCGGUUGCCUGGAGUCCUGAUGGGAGACGCAUAGCUUGUGGCUCCAUGGAUGGAACCGUUUCUGUUUUCGACACAGAUCGCGGCAAGUUCCUGCACCACCUGGAAGGCCACUGCAUGCCCGUGAGGUCUCUUGUGUUUUCCCCUGUUGAACCGCGGUUACUCUUCACUGGCUCGGACGAUCAACAUGUGCACAUGUAUGAUGCUGAGGGGAAAACCCAGGUUGGGUCCAUGUCAGGGCAUAACGGCUGGGUCUUGAGUGUUGAUGCAAGCACAGAUGGGGCAGCCCUUGCAACUGGUUCGAGUGAUAGAACUGUGAAGCUGUGGGAUAUUGGCAUGAAGGCAGCUGUGCAAACAAUGAGCAACCAUAAUGACCAAGUCUGGGGAGUGGCCUUUCGACCUGGAGGUAUGCCUGGCAGACUUGCUAGUGUCUCUGAUGACAAGAGCAUAUCACUGUAUGACUACUCUUGAAGGGUUGCUUGGGGGAGGGGAAAUAGGACUUUGGAAAUUUGCGUUUGUUGCAACUCACUGAUAUUGGUGGUCUUUAUCAGAUUGUCAUCAUGACAUUGGUUUGUUUGACACCUUUCUCUGAUAUGUUUGUAUAUGUUUGUACUACUAUAUACAAACAAAAAAGCCUAGGGAGAGAGCACUCCUUGUCUUACCAUCGUAUUUGUGAAACUGAACCCUUUGAAAAUGACCUUUGCUAAUUUGUAUUAUUAGGCUCUUAGCAUAACAGGUAAUGGUCAUUUUUCAAGUUGAGUCGUUUGUUCCAAAUUUGUUAUUC
Molecule: messenger RNA, 1343 nt
Organism: Rosa chinensis
Lineage: Eukaryota; Viridiplantae; Streptophyta; Magnoliopsida; Rosales; Rosaceae
Product: WD repeat-containing protein VIP3
Exons: 2
Coding region: 77-1030 (317 amino acids)
Cellular component (GO): Cdc73/Paf1 complex
Molecular function (GO): protein binding
Source: RefSeq, a predicted model, not a curated record